Messenger RNA from Pestalotiopsis fici W106-1, 2085 nucleotides. RefSeq lists its product as uncharacterized. Lineage: Eukaryota; Fungi; Ascomycota; Sordariomycetes; Amphisphaeriales; Sporocadaceae. The coding region runs from base 1 to 2085 and encodes 694 amino acids. The transcript has a single exon. The record is from RefSeq and is a predicted model, not a curated record.
AUGGCACAAAGUCACAAUCAAGGAGAAGCCUCCCAUGGAGCUCACCAAGCUACACGAGAAAAGCAUAUGCGAAAACAAUGGGAACUUUUACUUCCAGACGAACGAAAGCUGGGAUUCCGGCAUUUCCAACUUCAAGAAGCAGAGAGAUAUAUCUACCACUCGAUUUCACAGUCUCUACACCAAUGGCCCGACCAUGGGAUACUGUACUACCCUUACAGACAACCUGAUCUCCCACCAAGCUAUGAUGCGGAAAUUACUGUCGCUGCUGCUGGUCCUCUGGAAGUAGCUCGUUUCAUUCCGCCGGACGGCAGGAUUCAACUUCCGUUUGAUUUCCACUGGCAGAUCCAGAAAGAUCAGUUCGAAUGUAGAGCUGAGAUUGGCAGCGAUUUGCAAACUCUUCGACACAUGGCGCAAUCUAAGGUCCAGUCUUUGAAUGCAUUUUUUGGGGAAGAUUUCCGAAUAUUUUGUCGAAUGAUUGUCUGGGACAUCAAUCCCUCGACACCAGCUCUCCACCUGGAGUACGACAUAGGGGGCCUGGGUUCUGGAGUUGGUGAUGACCAGGGCUAUGAAGUUUUCCGCAAUUCCAAGGGUAGUUCUUUAGAUUGGCGAGCUAAAGUUGAGCCCCUAAUCACCAGGUUUGCAUUGUUGUGCCAAACCAAACCAAGACAAGGUGGUGCACCCUGGCAAAGAAUUAUCCUCUGCCAGGGCUUGCCCUUUGCUUCCCAGGAAACAGGAGAGGAUCGACACUUCCCCUUUCUUGUGUUCGAUCGCGAGGCCUACAACGAUCCGGUACGCAGAGCGACCAACCUGCACCUAUCAAACGGACGAAUAGGUGGUAGCAAAACUACAAAUCCCUAUGCUGAUCCAAAUGCCCCCUUUCACACGACUUUCUUCGAGAACUUACCCGAGUAUAACAUCAAGAGGAUAUUGAAAGCAAGUAAGGAGAAGAAGUUAAGAAUCGGUUAUCUUCAUAGCAAGCCACCACGAGAUGACAACAGCGGCGAAAGUGACCACGAUGGGCACGCUUUUCGGAAGAGUUCAUUCACAAUCGUUGCGACUGCCGAACGCAUUCAACAGGAAUCCGAUCAUGAUACCCCUUUGCACCAGAAACGCAACCUUCACUGGACGAUGUUGGUCUUGAGUCCUUCUGACUUUUUGCCCCCUUCCUAUGAAGCGGUCCUGGGGAUAGGUUCGGAGAGAGAAGUAGCACACAUGAGCCGGCAGACUGCCGAGUUAUCUUUCAUCGUGUAUGCGCUCAACGAGAUUGAACGGCGCUGGAGGAAGCUGAAUGACCAUAUUGCAAGCCUCCUUGUCGAAGAUUUCAUGGACCCAGAGGCUUAUACCAAAUUACUUUUCGACGAUGAGACAUUCAGCCGAUCCCGACUGUAUUUCUGGAUUCUUGGCUGUCUCAACGAGUUUCAAACCACUAUUGAAGACAAUAUCCAGCAAUCAAGGCUGUUUCGAAAAGGCCGGAUUCAGCCUGUACUCCAGGCGUUGUCAAGCUCGCCGACUCAAGACGCCAUGAGGCUUCAAGAAUUAGACAAGAAGGUCGAUGAACUCGAGCAGAGUUUAGGGGAUUUGAGGACACAAUUCCAGUCCAAAAUACUCACUGUCCAAGGCUUGCGUGAAGGCCUUUUCAAUGCCAGCGCUCUCAUGGAGAGUCGGUCUUCCACAAGACUUGGCCAAAAUGUGCAACUUUUGACCUACGUAAGCAUAUUCUACCUGCCGUUAGGUUUCUGUACCGCACUCUGGGCAAUUCCCAAUAUUUCAGAAAGCGCCACAAAAGUUCCCUUUGUGAUUACUGCUUCUCUCGUGGGCUUCGUCACAUACGCAAUUGUCUUCAAUCUUGGAAAUAUCAAAGAGGCGUUGGGCAAGGUAUAUUCCGGCUACAGAAUGCGGCUUCUACAGCAGAUGGAGAACGAUAAAGACUUGUCGUGGCAAGAAUUCCGAAAGCAAUUUAAGCAAUUCCCCCCAAAUCCACAGCAAACUAGACCAUCUGAAUGGUGGAUACUGAGGUACCAGCUGCACAGGCUACCAUUCGGAAGGAGUCGUGCAAAGGCGGCUAAAUCCGGGGACGCAUCGUGA